UUUUGCUCCUGGAAUCUCGCUUUUGUAGCGUCUAGCGCACAAUGACCUAUAAACGGAAGGGUCUGAAUGCAAGAGUAGCCAAUUUGACACGCGGUCGCCGUCGUUGGCUGGAAAGGAGAGACGCUGUAGCACAAGGGAGGUUAUUAUCAAGUGAAGCCCUCCCCGCCUCACCUGUGAGAGGCAUGACGCAGCAGCCACACCCUGCUUCGACCCUCCUCACACAUCCUCAGCCCCUCGAUGUGUAUGGACCGGCCACGACAGUGCCAUCUACAUCUGGUGUGGCAGUGCCAUCUACAUCUACUGCUGUGGCUGGUGUGGCAGUGCCGUCUACAUCUGGUGUGGCAGUGCCAUCUACAUCUGGUGUGGCAGUGCCAUCUACAUCUGGUGUGGCAGUGCCAUCUACAUCUACUGCUGUGGCUGGUGUGGCAGUACCGUCUACAUCUGGUGGGAUGUGCAUGGAACUUGCACACCUUGCUCAAUGGAUGCCUAUCUGCAAGGGUGCCAUUAUGAACGAAAUCGGUCGAUGACACACUCGACUACAGGUGGCCGAACUUUGAUCUUAUUUUACUCAGGUAAGUAAUUUACAACUUCAAGGUGUUUCUCA
Messenger RNA from Procambarus clarkii (red swamp crayfish), 604 nucleotides. NCBI's taxonomy places the organism in Eukaryota, Metazoa, Arthropoda, Malacostraca, Decapoda, Cambaridae. The record is from RefSeq and is a predicted model, not a curated record.